Lathyrus sativus (Indian pea) is the source of this 2622-nucleotide messenger RNA. Lineage: Eukaryota; Viridiplantae; Streptophyta; Magnoliopsida; Fabales; Fabaceae. The record is from the annotation of a GenBank genome assembly.
AUGGUAGCCAUGGCAACCACCAAGAGAAUCGAAACCUACGAAGACUUCGCUAAAGUUCAUGCAAUUUUACUCGCCGCCUCAGGGUUACCGGAGCCACUUCACCGCAGUCUCUUCCAAAAACUUUCCACCGAGACAUUUGACGGCGGCGAACACUUUCAGAUCGAACCUUGCGAAGAAAACCGCAAGAGGCGCCUCGUGUUAACUUCGGAUUCUAUGGCCAAAGACUCCAAUGUCUUCCUCAUUGAUCACGCCUGGACUUUCAGACUCCCCGACGCUUACAAACAGCUUCUUGAAGUUUCGGGAUUAGCAGAGAGGAUGAGUUCUUUGAUGUGUGUAGAUACUGGCAUAAAUUUAGAUGGUGAAACUGUGUUGGAGGACGUUGGUGACGAAGUCUCGAGAGACAAGCUUGAUGUUGUGGAAGUAGUUGAGAGUGAGGUUCAAGAGGCGAAAAAGAAAGGUGAUGGUACAUUGAGAUGGUUGGAGCUUGACGGUCUUGACAUUGAUGAUGACACACUUCUCUCACUAGAUUUGCCUGCUAGAUUUCCGGAUUUAGUUGCGCUUAGCCUAUAUGGAAACAAGCUUACAAGAGCUGACUUGAUUGUUAAGGAAGUUAUCAAAUUUAAACAUCUAAAAGGACUCUGGCUGAACAACAAUCCAAUUCUUAAUAAUCGUGACAGCGAGUUUGCAGAUAUUAUUCUUAAGGAAUUACCAGAACUGGAGAUUUAUAAUUCAACUUUCACAAGCAAUUUUGGGGAGUGGGCAUUGGGCUUUUGUGCAGAGAUAUAUGGAAAGGAUAGCCCAACAAAUGCUGGUCAAGCUGACAGUCCACUGCUGAGUGUAUCUAAUCUUGACCUUUCAGAUAGAAACAUUCACAAUUUGAUCAACAAGGAAUUUUCACCCAUUUGUUUGCCAUCCCUUUCGUACUUGAACAUUCGUGGAAAUCCAUUGGAGCAAAACUCAGUUGCCAACUUGUUAGGUCUGCUGAGGGGAUUCCCUUGCUUAUGUUCAUUGGAGGUUGAUAUUCCUGGUCCUCUCGGAGGAAGUGCCGUUGAAAUUCUAGAAUCUCUUCCAAACAUUUCUGAACUAAAUGGUAUCAGUACAUCCAAAAUAUUGGAAUCUGGAAAGCAUGUUAUUGAUUCAGUGCUUCUUCCUCGCCUCCCUGAAUGGACCCCUGACGAGCCUAUUCAUGACCGUAUUAUAAGUGCAAUGUGGCAAUAUCUAAUGACAUAUAGACUUGCGGAUGAAGAAAAGUUAGAUGAAACCUCAGUGUGGUAUGUGAUGGAUGAAUUCGGUUCUGCUUUGCGGCACAGUGAUGAGCCAAAUUUUAGAGUGGCACCUUUUCUUUUUAUGCCGGAGGGCAAUCUAGCAUCAGCCGUGAGCUAUUCUAUUCUAUGGCCAACACAGAAUGUUUGGAAAGGUGAUGAAUGCACUCGUGACUUUCUUCUUGGUAUUGGUGAAGAUAAACAACGCUCUGCCAGACUUACUGCCUGGUUCCAUACGCCAGAGAACUAUUUUAUCCAAGAGUAUGAGAAGCACAAUCAGAAAUUGCAAUCCACAAGUUUAUUACCACCCACUGUGCAGUCUUCUGAGAGUAAAAGUAUCCGCCCACAUGAUGGACGUCUAUUACGGGUUUACACAGAUAUACCUCACGUGGAGGAGUACUUGACACAUCCUGAUUUUGCAAUCAUAAAGGACCCAAAAGAUGCAGAUAUAAUAUGGACAUGUGUGCAGGUAGAUGAGGAAUUGAAGAAGGCCACAGGAUUAACAGAUCAGCAGUACAUUAAUCAAUUUCCAUUUGAGGCUUGUCUAGUCAUGAAACAUCAUUUAGCAGAGACAAUUCAGAAGGCACAUGGAUCUCCUCAAUGGUUGCAGCCUACUUAUAAUCUUGAAACUCAACUGGGUCAACUUAUUGGUGACUAUUACGUACGCAAAAGAGAAGGACUAGACAACCUUUGGAUCUUAAAACCCUGGAACAUGGCCAGAACAAUUGAUACUACUGUAACUGAUAAUUUAUCGGCCAUAAUCCGACUAAUGGAAACUGGUCCAAAAAUAUGCCAGAAGUAUAUUGAACAACCUGCUUUGUUCCAAGGGAAAAAGUUUGAUCUCCGUUACGUAGUACUAGUUCGGAGCAUGCAUCCUUUGGAGAUAUUCCUGUCAGAUUGUUUCUGGGUAAGGAUAGCCAACAACCAAUAUUCUUUGGACAAAAGUAGUCUUUUUGAGUAUGAAACUCAUUUCACUGUUAUGAAUUAUCGUGGAAGAAUAAAUCACAAGAAUAUUAAGGAUUUUGUGAGGGAAUUUGAGGAAGAACAUCAAGUUAAGUGGUUGGAUAUACAUACAAGAGUAAGGAGUAUGAUUCGUUCAGUGUUUGAGGCAGCUGCGGUUGCACAUCCUGAGAUGCAUAGUCCAACAUCAAGGGCAAUUUACGGCGUAGAUGUCAUGUUAGACAGCUCUUUCCAACCUAAGUUACUAGAGGUAACUUACUGCCCUGAUUGUACGCGAGCUUGCAAAUAUGAUAUGGAUAUCGCAGUUGGAGAUGGAGGUGUUUCCAAAGGUUCUGAUUUCUUCAACAAUGUGUUCAAGUGUCUUUUUUUGAAUGAAAUUUCUCAGGUUAGUCCAUUGUAA